Ectocarpus sp. CCAP 1310/34 is the source of this 4170-nucleotide messenger RNA. Lineage: Eukaryota; Phaeophyceae; Ectocarpales; Ectocarpaceae. The record is from the annotation of a GenBank genome assembly.
GGCAUGUCAGGCCCGUUAGGGAUGUCAGGUUCGUCGGGGGGGGGGCAACGGCCAUCAAGAGACUCUUUGAGUGUUAGUGCGAAUUGGACGUGUGAAGAAUGCGGCGAGGUAUAUACUCAAAGGCGCCUACAGGAGCGGUGUAAUUGCCGUCGUGACAGCCGCAAUAGGCUCGUCUUGAAUCCGUUCAACUUGUCCGCACCGUCAGCACGGCGGCAGCACACCAUCACCGUGUCCAGGGAGGACAGUGUACGCAAGGAUGCAGGGUCAUCACGUCCAGUCGUCAGGGAACGAGAGAACGGUGCAACAGACGAUAAUCAAGAAGCGGGAUCCUGUGGAGAUGAUAUGCCCGACAUCAGCACGUACGAUGUCGGGGCAGGCGACAAUUUCGGUGGUGCUGGCGGCGAUUUCGGUGGUGGUGUGGGCGACGAUUUCGGUGGUGCGGGCGACGAUUUCCCAAGCGCCGAUGGUCCACCAGAAGAUGAUGAUGGCGUCGGCGAUGAUGGUGGGAUCAACGAUGUUAUGGCGAGGAUCGAGAAGAAUCUUGCGGUGAUCGGGACGAACACGGGCACAGACGAUGAGGAUGGUAGCAGUGACUGCGGGGACGAGCACAGCGACAUCGGCUUAGACGAUGAACGGUACGACGAUUUCCAGGGGGACGUCGACAACCGAGGGUCCUGCAGUGAGCCUGAGGUGUUUUUGCUUCCCGAGGAUGGUGGUGGCGCGUCAUCUGUCCCCAGGUUAGAUGUGCUUCACACGAUGGCACCGUCUUUUGCCUCGUGCAAGACGGCAGAGGGCGGGCCGGAGAAGUUGAGACACAACACCAAAGCCCGUGGUUCUCCUUUCUACCCCUUCGCUACGAAGGAGCAGCAGCUACUCUUCGUGUGGAUCCACGUACACCGGAUCUCUAAGCGGGCGUUGCGAGGGCUUUUAGAAAUACUGUUGCUGCUGCACGAGGGCCAACCGUUUGACGUGAACGGGCUCGCAGGCGUAGACCCCGAGCAUUUCUAUGGUCGCAUGCGCCCGUAUUUGCCCAUGCUGCAGCUCCUGGAGCGGGAUGUUCCUUCGACGCACGACGGGGGAACCUCGUCUGUCUACGACAUCCCGGUCAAUCUUCUGCUUGAUCGUGUGAUGCAGAUUCAGUCGGAGACGGCACUUUCGGAGGCCUACCCGGGAGGCAAGAUCUUACGCGGAGAAGAAGCCGCCGCAAAUCGUCUGACGAGCGACCACAUCAAUUGCGUGCCAACACGGCAAGAGGGCAAUGUCAUGAACUCCAACCAGAAUGGCACUCUGGCAAGAUCAACCCCAUUCUUCGGCUUCGACGGCAUACGAGCUAGAGUGUGCGGGAGGAAGGUCUACGUCAACGACACAUGCGUGGCCGAAGUCGAGGGAGUGGUAACGCUGUGUCGCAUGCUGAAGAUCUUCUACGACGAGGCACGUCAGUUGGUUAUAGUGACCGUGCGAUUGUUCAGGGGGGUGAGCGAGGUGCGGGGAGUGCGCCAAGAGGAGAGACGUGGUGGAUUGUUACGGGUGUGGGAAGAUUGCACUGCCGACGGCGAGGUGGAGUUGAAGGCCGACGCUGUUCUGGGGCUGGUGGAGAUGGAGACGCCACACGAAAUGGCGCCGGCUGGCGGGAGUCAAGGGGGGCACAACUUCCCAUGGGAUCGCUUUGUCGGGGAAGGUUUCGUGAGACGGACCGGCACUAAGCGGCCCUUGCAGAGUAGCGACCUGCCUAAACCGUUCACGGUGUCGGAGUCGCCCUGGUGCAUGGAAGGGCCCGCCGAGAGGCCACUCUGGGGGCUGAGACGUUCGGGAGUGCAUUUCAACGACACGGAUCUGCCCUUCUUCUCCGCAUCGCUGGUGUUUAACUGCGAUGCAUUCAACGCGUUCGGCAUGGGUUGCAAGCAUUCUGUAGGAGGCUCCUACUUUGGAUGGGCUUGGCGCGCGCCGGCGGUUCAGCGGUUGAAACAUCAGUCGCACGUGGGCACUCUUGCGAGCCCCGGAGCAUGUUGCCGGGGAGAGAUCGGUCUGCAGUGCGAAGUACUCGGACUGCUACAGAAUGGGUGCCUAGGACGCGCCAAGCUCACAGACCAAGAGGGGGCGGCGUUUGAGCAAGAGGUAUUUGUGCGUGGUGGUCUGCUGCUGAUGUGUGGGGACGGCCAAGGGCGAUCGAAGUUCCUCGGCACGAAGGCUCCCAACAGCUGGUCCAGACACCCGUGCGCCUACUGCAUGGUGAGACAGCGGACGGAUGACACCAGCGGCGAUCUGGGGAAUCCAAGGUUCGACAUCGACAAGCACCGCCGCACAUGGGGCCAGAUAACGAAGGGCUUCGAAGAGCUUCAUGGCCUAGCGGAUGACCCAAGAGAGCUGGAACGACGCUCGAAAGAGUUGGGGCUGGUUGAGCCGGACGCGUCAGGACUCCCGUUACCGCUGUAUGACGCCAUGCGCGUUGUUCCCACGGAGAACGUACCCGUCGAGCGGCUGCACUUCGAUGCGCUGGGGCAAAGUCAGCUGUGCCAGAUUUUCUUCUUGGAGAUGCUCUCCACUGCAGGUCGCCGACUUGUCGGCGCCAUCAUGGCGCAGAAGCCGUCUUUGCUCUACCCACCGGGAACGGGAAAGAUCAAGGAUAUAGUCACGAACUACGCUUCUCUGACUGGGAGCGACAAGUGGACGCUGCAAUCGAUCAUGCUUCUGGUGUUCCGGAUGGUUCUUCAGAAUGUUCCGGCCAUGAGGAGAAACAUGAACACACGGGAGAUUAACGGCCUGAAAGCGGAGUGGGGAACAUACGAGGGUCUACUGGAAGCGCUGCGGGAGCUUAUGAUACGGUCGUCUCUCCUGUCGUUCGCCCUCCGUGCGCCAUCUUUCACCGAACCUGAGCUACGGCAACUAGACAAGCUCGCUCGUGAUGCGGUCGAGGCGUUCUCCAAGAUAAUGGGGAGGACGGGAUCGCGGCCCACAAUACACUCCAUCCUGCAUACGGUGGAGACGAUUCGCCUGCAUGGACUAUGCCCGGACGCGAGUACGUGUGAACACACCCACCAGACAAACAAGUCUGGAAGGAGUGUGGACUGCGGCAGAAACCCUUCAAAGCACAUGGCUCAGCGGGCGAACGUCAACAGCGCUCUUUUGGCGUUGUCCAACGGACUUCCGUACAGCGUCACCAGAUACAACCGACAGGAUAGAGUGCACGAGAUCGUCUCCGUUCGACCUGGUGAUGGCUGCGUCCGGCUCAUGAAGUCGCUGGCGAGCUUGGUCGGCCACGACGGCGUGCCCACGGACAUUCAUGCCGAGGCGGUUCAAACGCCGGCACAGCUGAGAGGGCAGUUUCCGGGGUCUGCAGUUUGGACAGCGUCUCUGUUCAAGACCGGAGACGAGCAGCGACAAGAUGGCGACUGGCUUCUUCGCGUGGCGUCCAGCAAAUUUCGCCCAGACGGGCAGACCUUGCUGCGUGGGUAUAAGAAGUACUACGGGUGCGACAUGUCGGGUACGUGCACAAGCAGUCGCUGCCCGAACUGCUGGGGCGGAGAUGGAGCCCUCGAAUACCUUUCCAUCGACUGCUCCCGGUGCAUCAGGGUGCCUAUGGCUGCGAGCUGUGGCCUUGGUCGCUUGAAGGGGGGUGAUGUCAAGUCUACUUCGCAACCUGGGCCGCGUGACGAAUGGGCACUCGGGAGUGGCGGGGGAGACAACGUGGAGGUGCACAAGCAAGCUUCCGCAUGGGCCGAGGUGGGGCGUGCGGAUCCUCGGGACCUCAACCUGGUAAAGGUUCUGUACUUCUUCCGCCACAAGGGGAAUCGGCCUCUAAUGGGCGGGCACCCACCACCGCUCACGUGGUGGGUGCUCGGAUAUGAAUACACCGGAAUUGGUCACGCCAACGACCGCGUCACCGACUCCGUCACCGGGCAUCCGACGCUGCAACUUCGAGCCCGCGGUCGUCCGGAGGUUUACCCUGUCUCGGCCAUCUAUCGGCAGGUGCAUCUCUACCACGCAUGCCCACUGAACGGCGACCCUGAGACGGACGGCUCUCAAUUUUGCGGGGUGGCGGGGGGGGGGGGUUCGUCCCAUGGUGGUGUUUGGCGCCACAGAUUCCGCCAAGCAACGCCGGGUACCGCUGGGUACGAUAGAUACCUGUACAACGAAUGUCACCACUCCAUCAACCAAGACACCUUCGUCUGA